Penicillium taxi is the source of this 2415-nucleotide messenger RNA. Its product is annotated as leucine-rich repeat domain-containing protein. Bases 1 to 2415 code for a protein of 804 amino acids. Gene Ontology annotation, cellular component: cytoplasm. Gene Ontology annotation, molecular function: protein kinase binding. The record is from RefSeq and is a predicted model, not a curated record. The transcript has 2 exons. NCBI's taxonomy places the organism in Eukaryota, Fungi, Ascomycota, Eurotiomycetes, Eurotiales, Aspergillaceae.
AUGGAGAAGCCGAAUGCUGAAGAUGGACAACUCUUCAUCAAGAACCUAGCCAGCUUCGUCCGUACACACGAGAAGGCGCUCGCUAACGCCCUUCAACUUCGGCGGCAAUCCAAUGCCGCCGCUCCGCAAUCACCUACCGGCUCGUCCGCGAGUUCGGGCUUCUCUAGUUCGUUGACUCUGGCUUCAGCCUUGUCCUUUGGGUCAUUAAAAUUCACAUCUGAAAACAUCAAACCUGCAAAACUCACCCUAACCCCGCAUCACCUCUUCUACCUACUUUCUCGCUUCGAGGAACUGUCUAUUGCCGUGGGGCCUAUGAACGUCCGGCUGGAGAAUAUCCAGACCGAAGUCUCCCAGUCAUAUGUUUCCUUCCUCAACAAACCUCAGCGCUCCAAGGGCGACCGGGACUCCAUUCAUUCAAUUUCCAGCGUUCGGAGUGUCAUGUCCGGCAUGAGCGGGCUCUGGUCCUCCUUCGGCUUGGGAUCAAAAGACACUCCAUCUAAGUCCGAAAAAGCCAAAGUCGCCCUGGAGGCGGAUAUGAAGUACCUGUACUCAGCCUUCACCAAAAUCCCUUGCCUACGUCUGGCCCCUGACCACCGUGCCCGCUUGAUUAGCGGGUAUGAAGAAUUCCCAUUUGACACGGCGGUGCCUUUGCAUUCAUUCAAAAAUUUGAGCGCCUUAGAGAUCAUUGACAUUGACUAUCGUUCCUUUUUCGGCUGGGACCGAUUGUCGGAGCAGCUCCGCACCCUCACCAUCAAACGGGCUCAUCUAGAUGACCCGGCCGAUCUGUUGAUCAGAAUCGUGUUGGACGAUAUCGACAAGCGUCGUCGCCGAUCGGGCAAGUCGCAACAUCAACAUUCACCUCCCAUUGGAUGGACCAACAGCGCCAGUCAACCAGUCCUCAGUUCCCAUUCCUCUAUAUCCGCCCCUGGCUCCCCUGUUGCGGAGACCGCCCUGGGAAGCAGCACAAGCCCUGGAUCUGUUCCAAUGAUGCGAGCCGGUUCCGAGGGUACCACAAUUCGCAACCGGGCCGACAGCAGCUCGCCGACUCGUCCCACCACCAAGCAUAGUCACCACCGCCACAGUCGAGGACAAUCGUCGCGUAUCCAUCGCACAGGCUCAGGCAGUUCCAACUCGAGUGAUAACUCUGGCGGCUAUCAACGAUCGGGAAGCUCGGCGAACCUUGCGUCUGGUCUUCUAUCACCCUCCAAAUGGAGAUUCUUGCGACACUUGGGCCUCCCAGAAAACUCUUUGACCGCAAUCUCUGCUUCAAGCCUUGCACCCGUGGCUAAUACUCUGAAUUCAUUGGAUCUGUCAGCGAACCUCCUCACCGAGAUUCCGGAUAGCUUGUCAUCCCUCAUGGCGCUGCGUGCCUUGAACCUGUCGCACUGCAUGAUUGAGUCCCUGCACUCCCUGACUCGAAGCCCUCUGCCUGCUAUUACUGCACUUAAUCUCCGAGGCAACCGACUUCGCUCGCUGGCCGGCAUUGAACGACUUCUCUCUCUGGAGAGACUGGAUCUUCGAGACAAUAAUCUCAUGGACCCAACAGAGAUGGCCCGACUGACUAGUCUUCCUGAAAUCCGAGAGAUCUGGGUGACGGGAAAUCCAUUUGUGAAGACCCACCCAAACUACCGCGUCGUCAUCAUGAAUCUCUUCCGCCGCACCCCUGGCUAUUCCGAGGAUCUGAUCAUUGAUUGCCGCGGCCCAGGCUUCACCGAGCGAAAGCAGCUGGUUGAUCGAAUUGCAGAGCCCGAGAGCGCCCCGGUGGUGCGCCCAACUUUGGUCGAUCAAUCGGCCGUCGUCCACAAAGCUGCCAGUCCAGGUAUUAUCCAGGGUAUUCCGCUUCUCAAACCUACAGAAAAUGACCAGGAGACUGCAAAGGCUACCGCUCGAAAUGAAAACGAAGGCACCAACCGUCGCAAGAGGACUCCGCGGCGCCGCAUCGUGGACACAUCGACGACCAACCCAUUCGCCACCGACGGUCUCGGCAGUGUGACGUCCGUUGUACCGACUCAACAAGUACUGAACCCGAACCAACCGACUUUGGCACCACCAUUUGAACACGCAAGUAAAUCUGACAGCAUUGUGCAGUCUGCCUCAUCGAGCGUCCAGAGUCCACCUACUAAGCCCGUUCACUUCUCUAAUCCCUCCCCUCUACAGCCUGUGGUGCCAUUGACAUCCGGACGGGACUGGUCAUUGGAUGAAGAGCUAUGUCGUCAACAAUUGGAGGCUCUUCGACAGGAUGUGGGUCAGAAUUGGAUUUCUGCCCUGGGAGACCGAUCAUGGGACGGUUCCCCCAAACAACAUCCGACUCGCCUGACAGGUCCGGGCUUAGAUCACCCAGCCAUCCCAACUCCGCCCUUGGCUCGUGCUUCUAGCCACGCUAUUCUGAGUGGAGGACGGACCUUGACCGGAUAA